Messenger RNA from Lolium perenne, 2434 nucleotides. RefSeq names its product flowering time control protein FCA. Gene Ontology annotation, biological process: gene silencing by siRNA-directed DNA methylation. The record is from RefSeq and is a predicted model, not a curated record. Lineage: Eukaryota; Viridiplantae; Streptophyta; Magnoliopsida; Poales; Poaceae. Gene Ontology annotation, molecular function: RNA binding.
CUGGGGGAAACUCCUUCCUUUUCAGCAACGUGAGCGAGAGAAGAGAGGUCUGCAACUACAGCUUCUGCUCGCGAGCCGCGUCAAAGCCCCACCUUCUGCGCACCACAUGCACCGCGGCAGCGAGACCUCCGCCGUCCCCUCAGUACCCGCCGGCGGCGCUCGCAGUGGCGGGGACGGCAUAUUUGCGGGCGAACCCUCACGCUGGUCUGGCGGCGGCGGCGGAGGCCGUGGAGACUACUCAGAUCAUGACAACAGAAAUGGUUAUGUUAAACUUCUUGUUGGAACAUUACCGAGAAUAGCAAGUCAAGAUGAUGCAAUGGGUCCUGUUGAGGUUAGAUAUGCCGAUGGUGAAAAGAAGCGUCCUGGGUCCAUUGAGAACAAAUUGUUUGUUGCAUCACUGAAUAAGCAGGCAACUGCAAAGGAGAUUGAAGAGGUUUUUUCUACUUUUGGUCAUGUGGAAGAUGUUUACAUUAUGAAAGAUGGCAUGAGGCAGAGCCGAGGUUGUGGCUUUGUCGAGUUCUCAUCAAAAGAAGCUGCACUUGCAGCCAUGAAUUCUCUUGGUGGGACUUACAUAAUGAGGGGGUGCGAACAACCAUUAAUAGUUCGAUUUGCUGAUCCUAAGCGGCCUAGACCUGGAGAAUCAAGGGGUGGCCCUGCAUUUGGUGGUCCUGGUGUCAGUCCUCCAUCUGAUGUACUUAUUAUCAGGCCGACUGCCAAUCUUGAUAAGCCAGGAGGUCGACAUAUGCCUCCCGACACUUGGCACCCUGCAAGCCUAAGCUCAGUGGCACCUCAUCAGUUUAACAACUUCAGGUGGGACAAUCCUAUGGGCCUAAUGGCUGGCACUGUUAUAGCAGCAGCAUAUAAUGGUGCUUUUCGACCUCAGAUGUUUCAUGGGAAUGGUCAGACAGCUGUGCCGAUGUCAUCUCAUAUGGGCAUAAAUCCUUAUUCGCUACAAGCGCAUCAUCUAGGGUGGCAGCAGAUCCCGGCCUUGCAAAAGCCACCUGGGCCACCGCAUAAUUUCCCUGUACAAAUGCAGAAUCAGCAGGGGCAGCAUUCCUUGGGGCCUGGUUGUUUUGGCCAGAAUGUACCAUCUAUGCAAUUAUCUGGCCAGCUUCCCGUGCCACAACCAUUGACGCAGCAAAAUGCUUUUGCAGGCGCUCUACAGGCGCUUUCGGCUGUACAGUCCAAUCCCAUGCAACCUGUUCCUGGACAACAGCAACUUCCGUCCAAUGUGACACCACAAAUGCUGCAACAACCCAUCCAGCAGAUGCCAUCACAAGCACUGCAAUUGCUACUCCAGCAGCAAGCAGCUUUGCAGUCCAAUUAUCAGUCUUCACAGCAGCCGAUUUUUCAGCUUCAGCAUAAGCUUGGCGUGCAAGAGGGAAAGCUUGACACGAGAGCAAAACAGUUUGGUGAGCAAGAGGACAAGCUUUACAUGAGAGCAAAACAGCUUGGCGAGCAAGAGGGCAAGCUUGACGCGAGAGCAAAAAAGCUUGGCGAGCAAGAGAGCAAGCUUGACGCUAGAGAAAAACAGCUUUCUGAGCAAGAGUGCGAGCUUGACGCAAGAGCAAAACAGGUUGUGGAGCAAAAGUGCAAGGUUGACGCGAGACCAAAACAGCUUGGCGAGGAAGAGGGCGACAUGCAAGCAAUGGAGUCGCUCAUGAAGGCAUUGGUUACAAAGGAAAGAGAAAGUAAUGACGAGCUGCAAAGUACUCGGAAGAUGCUCAUAGAGGCUUUCCAGAAAUUGACAAAUGGUCGGUCACAUAUAGGUGUCAAAAGAAUGGGCGAACUUGACCCUAAAACGUUUGCGAAUGCUUGCAGAUCAAAUGUACCACAUGAGGAUGCCCAAUUUAACUCUGCUAUUCUUUGUUCAAAAUGGCAAGCGGAAAUUGCAAACUCAGAGUGGCAUCCUUUUAGGAUAGUCACAAUUGAUGGUAAACUGACGGAAAUUCUCUUGGAGGACGAUAAGAAGCUCCGCGAAUUGAAAGAAGAGCAAGGUGAGGAGAUCUACGGCUUGGUGACAAAGGCUCUGCGUGAAAUCAACGAGUACAACCCCAGCGGACGCUACAUCGAACCGGUGCUGUGGAACUAUAAGGAAGAUCGAAAAGCGACGCUGCAGGAAGCCAUCCAGUUCGUCCUCAAGCAGUGGCAGUCACACAAGAGAAAGCGCUGAUCUGCAGGCUGGGGCGCCCUUAUUUUGCUUUCACAAAACCUGUAUGUAGUCUAACUCAACUUGGUGCAACCAUAGCUAGUGCCAGUGGAUUAGCUGAGAGGUCUGUAGUUGCUCCUUGGUUCCUGAUGAUCAUGGAACUAGAUUGAUCGAAUUUUGUUUUCUACUAGCUGUAUAGAGUUUAGCUAGAUGCUCUUGUUGUAUAGCCUUGGCAUUUAUGGAUGCUGCUACAAAUCCCAGAAAUGUUAUUCAGCUUUCCUCUUA